AUGUCGACGACCUCACAAAGCGCAGUCAACGAGAGGCCGUACCUUCCUCCCCGCUCGACCAAGCGCCAGUCGAAAAUCACCGUCGAAUACCACCAUCCCUCUCGCGAGUCCAUCCAGGAGUACGAAGGGCUCAUCGCCGACGCCAACGUCCACGCCGCCGCCGCCGCCAACUACCACGAUCCGCUUCUCGCCUCGAGACCAGCCCCAACUCCGCCGUCGCCCUCGAACAAACAGAGCAACGGCAAUUCCUCUCCCAGAGCUCGCCACUCGCAGUACAAGCCAUCUCCCCGCAAACAAAGCCUCCACGUCUCUCCUUCAACCAAGACCCUCGACCGCGAUCCUUUCGCUGCCAAUCGCAUCAACGAGGGCGUCAUCAUGACCAGUACAUCUCCCCCGCCCCGCCCAUCGAGGGCCAACACCGCCAACCUCAACGACCUCUUCCCCACCCAGAACAAUUACCCGACGAAUCGUCUCUCCGAUCCGCUCGUGCUCCCUCCCGAGGCUAGGUACUAUGUCGACCAGCAGGAGAACCAGUCGCUGCUCGAGCCCUCCGAGACGUCCGCCGUCGUCGGGUACACGCAGGUGUCGACCUAUAACCCACCGAGCACGCCGACCACGGGUUCCGCCACGGGCACCCGCUCGCGCAGCGCGACCGUGGUGGCCAAGUCGAAGAAGGGCAUGUUCAACUUCAUGUCCGACUUCCUCAACAGCUCGAAGCGCCCGGAGAUCAGCACGCCCUACGACCCGGUCCACCUCACCCACGUCGGCUUCAACUCGUCCACGGGCGAGUUCACCGGUCUCCCCAAGGAGUGGCAGCAACUUCUCCAGGAGAGCGGCAUCUCCAAGUCCGAGCAGGAGAAGAACCCCCAGGCGGUCAUGGAGAUCGUCAAGUUCUACCAGGAGGGCCGCGGCGACACCUCCGUCUGGGACAAGAUGGGCGCGGUUGCCGCGCCCCAGCCAAUCCAGCCGAGCUCGCAGCCCAAGGCCUACGUCGACGACGGCUUCCAGAACCCCCGCGUGGCACCUCCCCCGCCGAAAAGGGCUGCAACGACGCAAGGCACGCCAAGUCCGCACCGCGCGGCGCCCCACCCGCCUGCCCCGCUCACCCCCGCGCUCGACCGCUCGACCUCGCAACGGCUGCCCACCUCCAAGCCAUACAAAUCCACCGACCAGCUCUCGCGCGCCAACACCACGCGCGAUCGGCGGUCGCACGGGCCCAGUGGGGGCACGCCGCCCCACCCGCAAACGCCUCCCCCGCCCCCGCCGUCCGGGCACCCAGGUAAGUCUGGCUCGGCUACAGCCGAUCUCUCGCGGAGUGCGACUACUCGCGAUACCCGCUCUGCCGCGGCCCAGCAGCCAAGCGCCGCCACCGCGAGCCUGCAGAAGGCCGCGGGCGUGGGCGGCACAGCGACGCCGCGGAGGCGGGAGAAGAAAGAGAAGGACAAGGACAAGGAGGCGGACAUCGUCAAGCGCCUGCAGCAGAUCUGCACCGACGCGGACCCGACGCGACUCUACCGCAACUUGGUGAAGAUCGGCGCGGGCGCGUCUGGAGGCGUGUAUACUGCCUACCAAGUGGGAACGAACGUCUCCGUUGCGAUUAAGCAGAUGGACCUGGAGAAGCAACCCAAGAAGGACCUCAUCAUCAAUGAGAUCCUCGUCAUGCGGGCCUCGCGCCACCCGAACAUUGUCAACUACAUUGACUCGUUCUUGCACAAGAACGAGCUGUGGGUCGUCAUGGAAUACAUGGAGGGUGGCUCGCUCACGGACGUCGUCACUGCGAACCUUAUGUCCGAGGGACAGAUCGCAGCGGUCUCGCGGGAGACGGCACAGGGCCUUGAACACCUCCAUCGACAUGGUGUCAUCCAUCGUGACAUUAAGAGCGACAACGUUCUCCUUAGCAUGAACGGUGACAUCAAACUAACUGACUUUGGUUUCUGCGCACAAAUUUCUGAUGGCAACUCCAAGCGGACAACGAUGGUCGGUACGCCAUAUUGGAUGGCACCAGAAGUCGUCACGCGGAAGGAGUACGGUCCCAAGGUCGAUAUUUGGAGUCUGGGGAUUAUGGCAAUUGAAAUGAUCGAGGGGGAACCUCCAUACUUGAACCAAAAUCCGCUCAAGGCGCUGUAUCUUAUUGCCACCAACGGGACGCCAACUAUUGCGAAUCCAGAAUCGUUGUCUACUGUCUUCCGGGACUACCUAGCACGAACCCUGGAAGUGGACUCCGAGAAGCGGCCGACCGCGUCAGAAUUGCUACAGCACCCCUUCUUCAAGCUUUCCGAGCCACUGCGGACACUGGCGCCCCUGAUCAGGGCCGCGCGGGAGAUAGCAAAGUCGAAGUGA
Sparassis crispa is the source of this 2340-nucleotide messenger RNA. Its product is annotated as Serine/threonine-protein kinase SMU1. The coding region runs from base 1 to 2340 and encodes 779 amino acids. The record is from RefSeq and is a predicted model, not a curated record. The transcript is spliced from 6 exons. NCBI's taxonomy places the organism in Eukaryota, Fungi, Basidiomycota, Agaricomycetes, Polyporales, Sparassidaceae. Gene Ontology annotation, cellular component: cytoplasm. Gene Ontology annotation, molecular function: protein serine/threonine kinase activity; ATP binding. Gene Ontology annotation, biological process: regulation of MAPK cascade; protein phosphorylation; intracellular signal transduction.